GGAGAAGGUAGGAAAAUAAAGCCAUAAUAAAAUAAUAAAGAGCGGAAUCUGAGCGCGGAGAGGAGCUUCAGCACAAACACAGCGCCCCAGCGCCCACAGCCGCUCAGCCGCUCAGCUGAGGAUCAGCGCUCAUCACAGCUCUGAGUCUAUCCUGUGACUGAGGAAGCUCUAAACUGAAGAUGACUCAGAUGGACCUGCUGGUCACCAACGUGGCUGACCUCUUGGCCACUGCAGUACACGAAGUUCUGCGUCUGAUGGGUCAGGCCGUGUCCGAGUACCGAGAAGAGUCGGCCAGAAUGCGGCAGGAGAACCAGAAACUACAGCGUAAAAUGGAGGAGCUGCGAAAGAGGCUGGACGUAUCAGACGCAGUGCAGCAGGUCUCAUCCUCUGGAUCUGCUGAAGAGUCUUCCUUCGAGAUGCACCAUCAGCAGAUGUUGGGCUGUGGAAUGGAACAGGAGCCGAUGGUCUCAGAGGAGGAGCAUAAACAUCCUGAGCCCCAGAACCAGUCAUUCAAAGAGGAGAAAACAAGCGAAAUCCAGCUGGAACCAGAAGAACAGGCUGUAAACAAUGCAUGGCUUCCUAAACCCACAUCUCCAAUAUGCAACUCUUCUCCAAAGAGUAGGAGGCCUUUCUCAAGGCCGAGGAAAACCACCCCAGCUUCACCAAACAUCCCCGCAGCACCGGAAAACGGUGAGUUUGAAACGCCACGGUAUACGAUUUCAAAUAACGUUAAAAUGGAGUUAAACCCAGAGCCUCCAGAAUGUGUCCUAGCAGGCCAUUCAGAUGGAUUCAUGGCAAGUGAUGCUGUUUUUAACCGUACGACUCUAGAAGAUGGACAAAACCAGCAGCCCUACAGCCCAGACCACUCUGAGCCCAGCUAUAUCGUACAAGACCAGUACGCCUUACCGCAUACAAACAUCCUCAGCUCCAGAGUGGACAACAUGCUGGAUAUUCCCAACCCUUCCCGCCUAAACAUGAGGAGAGAAAGCUUGCACGCCUGCCACAUUUGCGGCAAAACGUUUGCGACGUCCUCCAGCCUUGGCGCGCACUUUGUAUGCCAUUCUAACGAAAGACCCUUCGCAUGCAAGUGCUGUAACUUCAGGUUCAGCCGUCUGGCAGAUCUGAAGAAGCACGAACGGAUCCACACCGGAGAAAGACCGUACAACUGCAGCCUGUGCGGAAGGAGGUUUAACCGCACGGAGAACCUGCGACGCCACCUGAGGAAAGUCCACCAUGGAGCAAUGCUCUAGAGAGUGGACUGACCUGUCCAGGCUCUGCCCACAAAUGCAUUCUACUGUAGAUACUGUUGCACUAAGAUUUGGAAAACAUUAGCAAAUAUCCCACUUAACACAGUUUAUAUCACAAUACCUACAUUUAGAGUCAGUUAUUCAUUCAGCCUAAUGAGAAACUGUAGAACGGACUCAGUUUUACGAGAUAUAUAUAUAUAUAUAUAUAUAUAUAUAUAUCUAUCAUGAUAUUCCGUGAUAUGUUUGGUAAGUUGGAAUUGAGAAAAAGCCACAUUUAAAAAUACUAUAAAACUAUGAAUACAACGACUUUACGUCCAUAUUUGACCCCCCUCGCUGUGCUAAGUGUACUUAAACAGCACUCAUUCUGCUCUCUUUGUCAGGAAACAUGCAGUCGGUCAGUGUUCUUUAGUAAUGAUAUCCACAAUAUGCACAGAAAUGUAUAAAUUCUAUAUGAUCACAAUAACAAUAUAGUCAUAUUGCCCUCAAUUAUUCUAAAUGGACAUAUUCUGAUAUAAACUGUGUGCUGCUGUUUCUCUUUAGGUUGAAUGAGAUUUCUUUUUUUGAAAUCAGCGGUUUGUAAACCUCGUUCAACCUAGCAACAGUUGCUAUGAAAGAACGCAUCUGUGGGCGGAGCCUGGACAGGAAGACCAGACUACAGUCGGGAACGCCUACAGAAAAGGGCUGUUUGUAACUGUGUGCAGUGACUGUGUGAAGAGAACUUUAAUUUAUGUUGGUGUGAUAAUAUACACACACAUUCAUAAGACGUUUUCUUAUGUUUAAUAAAAACAAAUCAGAACAUCUUUCACACAGCUGGAAUACAUGAACUGAUAAAAAUGAUAAUAAUGUCCAAUGAAACACGAAUUUCAGAUUAAAAAAAAAAGCUCUUUU
Molecule: messenger RNA, 2135 nt
Organism: Colossoma macropomum (tambaqui)
Lineage: Eukaryota; Metazoa; Chordata; Actinopteri; Characiformes; Serrasalmidae
Exons: 3
Coding region: 180-1250 (356 amino acids)
Cellular component (GO): nucleus
Source: RefSeq, a predicted model, not a curated record